Meriones unguiculatus (Mongolian gerbil) is the source of this 3023-nucleotide messenger RNA. It is a transcript of the gene Pou4f2, whose product is annotated as POU class 4 homeobox 2. Gene Ontology annotation, biological process: regulation of transcription by RNA polymerase II. Gene Ontology annotation, molecular function: DNA-binding transcription factor activity, RNA polymerase II-specific; RNA polymerase II cis-regulatory region sequence-specific DNA binding. The coding region runs from base 102 to 1304 and encodes 400 amino acids. The record is from RefSeq and is a predicted model, not a curated record. The transcript has 2 exons. NCBI's taxonomy places the organism in Eukaryota, Metazoa, Chordata, Mammalia, Rodentia, Muridae.
GCGGCGGGCGGCGCGGAGCCGGGAGGCGGGGGCGGCGCUGCGCCCCGCGCGGCUCCCGCCGGGCGCGCGGCGGGAGGGCCCGGGCGGCCGCGCCGGGGAGGAUGAUGAUGAUGUCCCUGAACAGCAAGCAGGCGUUCAGCGUGCCCCACGCCGGCAGCCUGCACGUGGAGCCCAAGUUCUCGGCGCUGCACGGCGCCUCGCCCGGCCCGUCCGCGCCCGCGGCGCCCGCGGCCAGCUCCCCCGGCGGCUCGGGCGGCGGCGGCCGGAGCAGCAGCGCCAGCGGCAGCGGCGGCGGCGGCGGCGGCGGCGGCGGCGGCGGGGGCUCCGAGGCGAUGCGCAGAGCUUGUCUUCCCACCCCACCGAGCAAUAUAUUCGGCGGGCUGGAUGAGAGCCUGCUGGCCCGCGCCGAGGCUCUGGCCGCCGUGGACAUCGUCUCCCAGAGCAAGAGCCACCACCACCACCCGCCCCACCACAGCCCCUUCAAGCCGGACGCCACCUACCACACCAUGAACACCAUCCCGUGCACGUCGGCCGCCUCCUCCUCGUCCGUGCCCAUCUCGCACCCGUCCGCCCUGGCCGGCACCCACCACCACCACCACCACCACCACCACCACCACCACCAGCCGCACCAGGCGCUGGAGGGCGAGCUGCUGGAGCACCUGAGCCCCGGGCUGGCCCUGGGGGCGAUGGCGGGCCCCGACGGCGCGGUGGUGUCCACCCCGGGCCACGCGCCGCACAUGGCCACCAUGAACCCCAUGCACCAGGCCGCCCUGAGCAUGGCGCACGCCCACGGGCUGCCCUCGCACAUGGGCUGCAUGAGCGACGUGGACGCGGACCCGCGGGACCUGGAGGCGUUCGCCGAGCGCUUCAAGCAGCGGCGCAUCAAGCUGGGGGUGACCCAGGCCGACGUGGGCUCGGCGCUGGCCAACCUCAAGAUCCCGGGCGUGGGCUCGCUCAGCCAGAGCACCAUCUGCAGGUUCGAGUCGCUCACGCUCUCGCACAACAACAUGAUCGCGCUCAAGCCCAUCCUGCAGGCGUGGCUGGAGGAGGCCGAGAAGUCCCACCGCGAGAAGCUCACCAAGCCCGAGCUCUUCAACGGCGCCGAGAAGAAGCGCAAGCGCACGUCCAUCGCCGCGCCCGAGAAGCGCUCGCUCGAGGCCUACUUCGCCAUCCAGCCGCGACCCUCGUCCGAGAAGAUCGCGGCCAUCGCCGAGAAGCUCGACCUCAAGAAGAACGUGGUGCGCGUCUGGUUCUGCAACCAGAGGCAGAAGCAGAAGAGGAUGAAGUAUUCCGCCGGCAUCUAGGCCCUCCGCGUAGGGCGCGUUCCCCGUCCCCGUCCUCCCCUCCUCUCCCUCCUGCCUCUUUUCUUCCCACUUUGGCCAUCAGAAACCGGUCCGGUAAAUGUGAACCCAGAACGAGCCCGGAGCAAAGGGGCGAGCAGCUGAGCCCAAAUCAGGAAGAAUGGGAACCGGUUCCGCAAAGUGAAGAAAAACCAAAAACCAGACAAAAAAAAAAAAAAAAAAAAAAAAAAAAAGGAAUUUGUCAAGUGUAGCAGAGUUGUCCCCUUGAGCCGCGCCGGGGCUGCUCGGCUUCGUGAGAGGGAGCGCGGAGCUGGUCGGCGGAAGGCGGAGGGCGAGCUUUUAAACCCUCCCGCAAGAACGAGCAAGUAAGAUUUGUUUUUAUUCUUACAGACGUCACCCUUGUUCACGUUUAGAGGUACACUUCCAGCUAUUUUUCAGAAAUAGAAAUUGAUUCAGGACUCGAAGCUAGAGUUGAUGCUUAAUGUGAUAUGAUAGAGACAUCUCUAAAGUAUUUUGAAUUAAAAAGAUGGCAGAUUUUCUGCAUUUACACUGUAUAUUAUAUAUAUAUUUUUAUCGUGGUUCUUACUGCCUUCUUCUUUCUCCGAAGUGUUAACACUUACAAAAGGAGUUGCGCCUGCUGUGUUCACUGAUCUUGACAGCUAUGAUUAGAUUAUUGCCGAACAACCCUCUGUAAAUUAUUAAUUUAUCUCUGGCAACUUAAUUUUGUGCACAUUCUAAUUAAUUACACUUCUUUAGUCUGAAAAUAAAACCGGGGGAUACGUACAGCUAGCGAUGCUCAAACAUUUUUUUUUUUUUUUGGUCUGAUUCGUUUACUGGAUUUUUACAGCCUCCCUCGUAGACUGUGUUCUCUUUGGCCUAGUUGUAUAUUCUCACUCUGAAUGAAGAUCCCCCUUUGUUUUUAACUGGUAGUGUUCUAAUUUGUGAGCUGACACUUGGUAAUGGAUGUCUUAAUCGUGUAGACCUGAUUCACCGUCCGAAGUCUUGUUUACUUCCUUACAUAUUUAAUGGGGAUUCCACAUUGCCCCCAUGACACAUGCCCUCUCUCACGCACACAUGCCUACACAGACACACAGACACACACACACACCUCUAAUGGAAGAGAAGCAGUUGCAAGCAUGACUGAUGAUCAGUCUAUCUUUUUCCAGCCUUAGGUGCGUUUCCCUCUUGGUGCUUACUCUCCUGGAUUCUAAGAUUUCACCAAGGUAUUUCAAUCUUCCAGUUUUCAAUUGCUUUGUUGCUUCACUUUGACAUUUAUAGGAAUCCUUCAUUUUUUCCUUUUAGGAGGUUUGUUUGUAGGAAAACAAAACAACACAAAUUUGAACUAUAAGAAAGACAGUGCGCUGCUUGUAAACUCACAUUGUCUGGUGGAAUCCCUUUGAAGCACACACACACAGAGGUACACAAGUGAUUGGUACCUCAUCUAUUGUAAAUAUUUCAUUCAAAAUGAUGCACAUAUAGAUAUAUUCUUACAAAAUUUGCUGUAAUUGCUGAUCCAUUUGAGGCUCUCCAAAGUCCUAAGAUCUGUAUAUGACCUGGUUUCUUGGUUUUGUUAAUGGAUUAUUUACUCUAGUAAUGUAUUAAGUUAUUUUGGGUGUUGUUUGAUUGUCUUUCAUCGAAGAGAUGAUUUUAAUGUUUUACUGGCAAAGUAUGCUGCUUUUUCAUUAAAAUAUGCUAUUAAUAUUAAAUGACUUUUAAAACGUG